Molecule: messenger RNA, 2319 nt
Organism: Penicillium daleae
Lineage: Eukaryota; Fungi; Ascomycota; Eurotiomycetes; Eurotiales; Aspergillaceae
Exons: 5
Coding region: 1-2319 (772 amino acids)
Biological process (GO): protein phosphorylation; signal transduction; regulation of fungal-type cell wall organization
Cellular component (GO): cell cortex
Molecular function (GO): protein kinase activity; GTPase activator activity; ATP binding
Source: RefSeq, a predicted model, not a curated record
AUGGCGCGAGUCUCAGAUCUCAUCCGAGACUCGAGGCUAGAGACAUUUUUCCUUCCCGACUGUAGUGUGGAAACCGUCCAUACUUCCCGAGAAUCAGACAUCACUUCACGCAGGCGUGUUGUUGCUAGAUCAGAACACUGGAAACGACUUUCUAAAAUUGGAGGUGGCGCAUAUGGAAGUGUUUGGUUGGAGAAAUGUAUCAAAGACAGUCAUCAGCGCAACAUACACGCUCUAAGAGCCGUGAAGCAGAUUGACCUCGACUCGCGACUUGGCCCUAUCGACUAUAACCGCGAGUUGGAAGCUAUCGCCAAGUUCUCGCACGCUCGGUAUGUGCGAUGCUUUGUUCGGUCAUUUGGGUGGUACGAAGGCCCAGAUCAACUGUUCAUAGCAAUGGAAUAUCUCGAAUUGGGUGAUCUGUAUCAACACUUGUACGACAAACCACCCCUUCCAGAACGUGAGGCAAAGGAGAUUGCCUUUCAAAUAUUGGAAGGUCUGGAUAUGAUGCAUGAAAACGACUUUGCUCACCGAGAUCUAAAGCCGAGAAACAUUCUUAUCAAGGCGCGGCCUCCGGAUGACUGGUGGAUUAAGAUCGCGGAUUUUGGUAUCAGCAAGCGCAUUGAGGACGGCCACGGCCAAACCUCCAUUCUAAGGGGUACCCCUGGAUAUGUUGCCCCCGAGCUUUGGGGGUUCAUAGAGCGAGGCAGUGUAUAUAUGACUGACAUCUGGGCUACCGGAGAGAUUGUUUUUGAGAUACUUGUCAAAAAGCAGCCAUUUGCACACCUAGGGCUGCUUUCGUCAUAUGCAAACCAGGGAACAUUUCCAUCAGGGCUGCUUGUCAAUGCUGGUGUCAGUCGCGAUGGCAUCGAUUUCGUUUCUUUACUGAUGAAGGCUCACCCCAAAGACCGCUGCACGGCUAAGGCGGCUCUAUCUCACAAGUGGCUAGCAACAAUAGCAAUCCCAGCUUCAGAGGGCCCUGAUUCCGAAGCGUACAGUCCAGGAGAGACCAGUGACUUAAGUCCGAUACCCGAAUCAAAGUCAUUUACGGUAGAAUUGAUGACCCAAGAGUUCGCUUCAUGGGACACGGAAGAGCUUUCACAAAAGACGAUUCAACCUCGCAAAUCAGAUCCUCAUAUAACAGCGUUUUUGAAUUACGAGCAGUCCACAUCAAGCAGCACUGAUUUGAGCCCCCAUAAAGGAGAUAAUGCCACCAUGACCCCCUCGAGUUACAGUCCGACUGCCUCCAAAAGUAGCAAUGCUUUUGAUGAGCCUCAGAGCGCUACGGACCAGGCCGUUACUGACCCCAACAACCGCGCCAUCUCUAGGAAGCCUGUUGCCGCGAAUAACAACCCAACACGAUCACCAAACUUCUCUACGUUCGACGAUAUCAUCCCCAACGGUGAACUCAAUUAUUCACCCGGAAGUGCCAACUUCGAGGACCGCAGAAAUCCUACAUCGCCACCAUCGAAGACAAGCCUAUCUUUAUGGUGGUGGAAAAAAUUCCGAGCGGGUGCCCAGAGAGUCGAACCCAAAGACGAAGGACCUCAUGGUGUUUUUGGUGUGCCGUUAGAUGCUAGCAUUAAAUACGCAAAUGUUUCUCUCUCCGUAGUGAGUGAGGAUGACGGUGCUAUCAUUAUUGGUUAUGUGCCAGUCAUUGUCGCAAAGUGCGGCGUGUUUCUCAAGGAGAAAGCCACCGAGGUCCAAGAUAUCUUCAGGCUCAGUGGAUCAUCCGAGAGAAUAAAGAACCUCGAACUGAGCUUUGAUAGCCCGCCGAGAUAUGGGAAAGGCCUAGAUUGGACAGGCUAUAAUGUUAAUGACGUUGCGAAUCUACUUCUUCGGUACUUGCUUCAACUACCCGAGCCAGUAAUUCCACUGAAGUUCAGCAAGGAAUUUCAAGAGCCCCUGCGCCAAUUCCAACAGGAUCCAAGUCACUCGUCUGGUCGUGAAGUAUUUGACAAGAUAGUCAAGACCUACCAACUCUUGAUCACCCGGUUACCGGAUCACAGCAGACUGCUGCUUUUAUACAUACUUGAUCUUCUUGCCGUUUUUGCUUCCAAGUCGGACAAAAACCGAAUGACAUCAGAACGCCUCGCAUUAAUUUUUCAACACGGGCUAUUGGCUUCUCGACCAUCCAACACGUACUAUGAAAAUACCGAUAUACUGAAUCGGGACGUGUUGAUUUUCUUAAUCGAGAACCAAGAUCGAUUCCUGAUCACCAUAAUCCCGACUGCGCAUUCUGAAAAGCAGAACGAGGUAGUUCAUGAAGAGCAUGAAUCCGGAGAGCAGGUGUUUCGAUCCCCCGACCCGGAAGGUGGCUGGUAA